UUCUUAUCCUGUAUUUAAAAUAAUCUAAUAUCAACGAGUAUGUACUGCUGUGAUGUGAAUAAGAUAUCGUGUGUAGACACGUGAUCUUAAGAAAGACAAAAAAGAAGUGUCAUAAUCAACAAUGCUCCUAGUAUUACAUUUAAAGUUUACGUAUCAAUUGAUAUCGCGUAUUACCUUACGAUUAAUUACAAUGUUUCGAAGAGCACGCGCCAAUAAAUAUUUGUACCCUUACGCAACGACAGGUGGCGAUAACCUCAAAAAAAUACAACGGUGAUCAUUCAUGGUUGUGUAUAUCUUCUUGUAAAAUCAACUGAAGUACAAUCUAGAGAAUAUGUAUCCAUUGUUCUCGAAUAAUAGUUGGUGAUAUGUAAUAAUUGUUUCCUAAAGUGCCUUUUAUUGUUAUAUUUGUUGUUAUUUAAUAUUUAUAAUAAUAUUAUGUUUUUAUUUACCAACUAAAUUAUUAAAAUUUAAUAUUAUUUAUCUUGUUUGUUAAUUAUUGAUAAAAUUCCAUUGAAAUGUGUUGACCUAGAAAUAUUUAGAUUUCAUUUAUUCAAAUAUGUCGAAUAUUUAAUGAAGAGGACUUAAUGUUCUUCGGCCAUCGAUGGAUCCUGUUUGCGCUAUCGAUAUUAGCAAUGCAUCUACUCACUCAUAUCAAUCGUCAUGCAUAUCUGUUUUAAGGAUAUAAGAAACCUUAUUUUCUAUGCUUGAUUAUGUAUUUUUGUUGUUCCCGUUGUCAUUUGAAUACAAUGGAUAUUUCGUGACAGUGCCAUCAAAUACGAAUGAUUAAAGGAGUUUUUUACAAUAAUACAAACUUACGAAAUGGACAGUUCUGAAUAUGAGAUGGUCAGAAAUAUGACUCUUUUAUUCUUCUUCGAACGUUUGAUGGACAAAGGCGGACCACGAACGCUACAUGAUUUAAGUUGUCAAUUUGGAGCUAAAGGAUUCACCAAGGAAAUGCGUCAAAUAGCUGGUGGUUCUCAGAGUGGCCUUAAAAAAUUUUUAUCUCAGCAUCCAUCGCUUUUUAUUAUUAAUGGUGAUUAUGUUACUGUUAAUACUUUUCAAUCCAUAAUCGAGGAAGACAAUGGAUCAAAAUUAACCGGAACUCGCGAUUACGCGAGAGAAGCGGUAGAAUAUUUUUCUAAUAAGUUGAUGCAGUAUGGAGUAGGAACUGAGGUACCAAUAACUAGCUUACUUGGACAUCGUUCUCAAGCAUCUCCAGAAGUAAGACACAUUUCUGGUCAACGUUAUAAAGAAUUUAGAGAUUUUCUCUUGAAGUAUCCCAGUGCCUUUGUAGUUACGGAAGAUAAUGUAAUGUUGAAACAAUAUGAAGGAAUGAAAGUAAAAUUAUUUGUUGAAUUAGAACCCGAUACGCCUAUUGAUCCAGAAGUAACUGCUAAAUUGUUACAAUUUUUUGCUCAAUGCAUAGAAGAGAAAGGUCCAAUUUUUAUAGAUCAGUUAUUUAAUUUGGUUAAUGAAAAAUUUUGUCCCGGAAAUUGGACGUCGAUAUUUAAAACAGUAAGAGAUUUAUCAACGUUUGUAAAAAUGUUUCCCGAUACAUUUCACGUUCAAAGCAAUCUUGUAACAUUGUUAGAACGUGGAAAGUCUUCAACGAUAGAAACAGACACAAAAAAUAAACCUAUGCAAUUGACACGAAAUCGAAGUAAUAAUGUUAAUCGAGUAGUAAACGCAGUACAACCAAUGACACAGUCAAAUACUACGCAUACAGGUUCUCAGACAGUAAAUUCAGAAAAUGUUGUAUGUAACAACAACAUUGAAAAUAAUACAUCUCAAAAUGCGUCUCCUACACCUGUCGAGUCUAACAAUAAUUGUCCUUUAGUAAGUUUACAGCAACAAACGCUUAAACAAAGAAUAAAUACGCUUGUAAUGAAGACGUUAGCCGAUAACACGGAUAAAGAUCGCAGUUUACAAAGUAUUCAAAAAGGUGAUGCGUGGAAAUUAAAAGUAUUACAACAGACGAGGGUAAUUGUAAACCCUAAAGAAAGUUUACAGAUCGUAGAGGAUAUAAUCAAUCCUCGGAAAGCACGUGCUGAUAAUAAUGUUAUUUCCUUUGAUUGCGAAGGAAUUAAUUUGGGUGCUAAGGGACAAUUAACUCUUAUACAAAUUGGAACUAUGACUGGACAAGCUUAUGUCUUUGAUUUAUUUACAUGUCCAACUCUCAUGCAAGCUGGUGGGCUCCAAAAACUUUUAGAAAGUGAUAAAGUUAUCAAAGUGAUACAUGACUGUAAAAACGAUAGCGUUAAUUUAUAUAAUCAAUUUAAUGUAACGCUGAAUAAUGUGUUUGAUACGCAGGCUGCACAUGCUGUAAUUCAAUUCCAAGAAACAGGAAAACCUGUGUACAAAGUGAAAAAUGUCAAUUUAAAUAUCUUAUGUGAUCACUAUGGAGCACAAUCCAAUCCUUUGAAGGAACAAUUAAAAAAUAUUUAUCGUAAGGACCAAAGAUACUGGUCUCGUCGGCCUAUGACUAGAGAUAUGUUGAUUUAUGCUAGUAGUGAUGUUCUCGGUCUUGUACCUCGAGUGUAUCUUUCUACAUCGAGGUUGAUCAAGCCAGAGUUUCAAAGUCUGUUUACAGAAUUAUGCGAAGAACAAGUUCUGAUGCAUAUUAAACCAUUAGAAGUAAAGGCUCGUAAAAAACAAAGAAAAGUAGAGACAGAAGUAGCAGAUUUAAAGAAAAAGAUGGAAGAGGCAACAUAUAAAAAUAUAGUAUUGAGUAACCGAGAAAUUCGUCUUCUUCGUUACUUAGACCUUACAGAGGAAGAAAAGGAGAAAUUAAAGGGCAAUUACAAAGUCGCUAAGAAAUUAGAAAAAUUAGAGAAUAUGGGUCAAGAAAAGGAUUAUAGCAGCGACGAGGAUGAUGAUAAAAUGGAGGAUACGGAUUAUCAUAGCAUGGAGAGUUAUACUUCGGAGAAUUCGCAUUCUGGUGGAAUAUUGUCACCGAGAAAUUCCGAGACUCCAAGUUUAACCGAAUCUAUGCAAAUGGUCGAUGAAAUCCUAUCGGAUGCACGAAUGGAUAGGUUGGAAAAAAUCGAGAAAUUAGAAGCAAUACUUUCAGCUGUGACAACAUCUUCGAACGAUCAAUUAUCGCCAAAUAGUACAGAGAUUUCCCCAAGACAAUGUGUUUGUAAAUGUCUAAACGAUAAAGUUGAUGAUAGCCCAACGAAAGAAAACAAGGAAUUGAUUAAUACUGCCUGCCAAACGCUUAGUACAGGUGAUAUUGCGAUAACUAGAGUAUUUGUCACUGAGGAGGAAAAAGAACGAGUAAGAUUACAGAAUUCGCCAAAAAAGUAGAUUAUAAAGCGAGCAAACUACUGCUGCUUUUUUUAAUAAUAAAUAAGCAGCUAAAAAUAUAUACGUUGCCAUUAAUAGGUUCUUUUAUAAAUAUUUAACGAAAACUGAGAAAGAAAAAGAAAGAGAGAGAGAGAGAGAGAGAGAGAGAGAGCAAUGAAACAAUGUGGAUCAUCUCUAUUUUACGAACUUCAUAACUAAUACUAUUAUUAACAACGAUGAACGACUCGGUUCAUUGUAAAUACAUUUUUUCUUUUUUUUUUUGUAUUUUUUAUACAUAAUUCUGGACAUUUUUCCAAAUCUGAAAUAUUAUUAUUAAUAUCAGAUUUUGUUGUGGAAAAAUGUAUCCUUCUAUCAUAUCAUUGAGAAGUGAUAAUGACGAUAAUGACUAUGCUACUAAAAAGGGAUUACCUUUCUUUACGAUUAGUAUAAGAAAGUAAAUAUAAUCAAACAAAAGUAGCUACUUAAUCGAUCAUCACUUUACUUUAGAAAUGACGUUACGAUUUAAAAAUAUAAUACAUUAAUUAAUCGCUUAUACAUUAUUGUAUAAAUCUGACCAUAUGGCGUAUUUAUCGAUAACUCUACUAACAUGUCGUAUAUUCUUCCCAUUUUGUGGGAAAAACAUUUAACUGACAUGAUAGAGUGCGCACAGAAUUAAUCGGAGGCUGAAGAAAAGUAUUACUAAACAAAUAAUUCUUGCAAAUAUUGAAUAUGCGUUUCUAACUAGAACGAAUUAUUUCAUAUUUUGUUUUUUUUUCUCUUCUUUUGUUAUACCUUCAGUUCUCUCUCUGCGUUGAUCGAUAACAAUUAUAUUGCAUUCUUUAAUGAUUAACACAUAGAAUAUUCUCCCACCUCUCAUCAAACUUAUUAAGGUAUCAUUUCUUAUUUUUUCUUUUUGUUUUUAAUUAAAAAUUUAAUCCAGCUUGACGAGAUGCACGCUAGUCCUAUUUCAAUUGAUAAAAGCUUUUCAAUCUUUUUACAAAUAAUUUAAUAAUAUUAAAAAAGUAUAUUCUUAUAUGUUUCGUUUUGUUUUUAUUUUUCUCAGCCGUUUUCAAGUGCCAAGAGAAUAAAGAAUGUGUUUAAAAUAUAAACGAACAUGAAUAAUAAUAAAAAUAACAAUAACUCCCCGUGUUCCAUUUUGCAAAAAAUAAACACGGUUAAUCAUAUCUUCUUUAUUGCAUCUAUAAAAAAAAAAGAAAAAAGAAAAAAAGAAAUGAAAUAAUAAUAAAUAAUAAUAAAUAAUAAUAAAUAAUAAUAAUGAUUACUUACAUAGUACGUGUAUAUUCCAAAGGUGUUGCAACUA
This is a messenger RNA of Polistes canadensis, 4606 nucleotides long. RefSeq lists its product as uncharacterized. The record is from RefSeq and is a predicted model, not a curated record. Gene Ontology annotation, molecular function: nucleic acid binding; 3'-5' exonuclease activity. The transcript has 7 exons. The coding region runs from base 820 to 3306 and encodes 828 amino acids. NCBI's taxonomy places the organism in Eukaryota, Metazoa, Arthropoda, Insecta, Hymenoptera, Vespidae. Gene Ontology annotation, biological process: nucleobase-containing compound metabolic process.